AUGAUUUUUGUUAUGGUCAUUUCACAUAAAUGUAAAAUCAAUCCUGAUAAUAUUGCUACAUCAAUAGCUGCUUCACUCGAUGAUUUAACAACACUUGAUGCUUUAGCUGAUAUCGGUGGGUUUUUAUUUAGAAUUAUUGGUGUAGGUGGUAAUUUAGUAGCUAUUCAAGCAAGUCGAUUAUCUACUACACUUCAUCAACAAGGCAAACCAGGAGAAUGUCAAGAUAUUACACAAUAUCAUGCCUCAAAAAAAUUUUCCUGA
Molecule: messenger RNA, 261 nt
Organism: Adineta steineri
Lineage: Eukaryota; Metazoa; Rotifera; Eurotatoria; Adinetida; Adinetidae
Source: the annotation of a GenBank genome assembly